AUGGAAAUCAAUCCUGGAAAAUGCUCAAUAUUAACCUUCCAUCGUUCCAAGAAUCCAGACAUCUUCAUGUACAUACUCGGAGAGAACAGUAUUCCUAGAGUCACGUCCACAAAAGAUUUGGGGGUGAUAUUCAGCAGCGAUCUGAGUUUCGACGAGCAUAUAAACUCUAUAGUCAGCAAGGCUAACAGGCUGGUUGGUUUCAUCUCUCGUUCUACCAAAGGUAUGAAUAACCCAUCUGCAUUGAAAACUCUGUAUUGUGCAAUGGUGAGACAGUGUCUGGAGUAUGCUUCCCCGAUCUGGACUCCGUAUACAGUUGGUGGACGCACUCGUCUAGAAGCAAUCCAGGAAAGAUUUUUGAGGCUGGUGGGAGUGUGUCAGGGAUACCCCUAUCGGGAGGUGCCAACGGAUGUUCUGGCUGAGGAGCUGAAAAUCCGGCCAUUACACAUGAGGCGCAGCGUUGCUGAUGUUGGUCUCUUGUACAAGCUGCUAAGGGGCCAUAUAUGCUGUCCAGAGCUGCUAUUAGAAAUAGACAUCAGAAUCCCUACCAUAACAAGAUCCAGGGACCUAUUCGGCCGUCGCUUCAGAGGCACCACUUAUGACUUUCACAGUCCUCUGGCAAGAAUCCUCAGGCUGGGCAACAGAGUUGCUCGUGAUGUCGACUUCUUCGCCGACAGCUACACCCAUAAGGAGGACAACCGAAGCAACCCUGGUGGAGAUGGCUCUGAGGGUCCUCGCCCUGACCCUCAGGCUUCAUACUAG
Messenger RNA from Macrosteles quadrilineatus (aster leafhopper), 759 nucleotides. RefSeq lists its product as uncharacterized. The record is from RefSeq and is a predicted model, not a curated record. The coding region runs from base 1 to 759 and encodes 252 amino acids. The transcript is spliced from 2 exons. NCBI's taxonomy places the organism in Eukaryota, Metazoa, Arthropoda, Insecta, Hemiptera, Cicadellidae.